ACGCGAGCCCUGGACCGGAAGCGGCGGGUGGCUGUGGCGCCAGGCCGGGCAGGAAGAUGCCAGUGGCGGUGAUGGCGGAAAACGCCUUCAGCUUUAGAAAGCUGCUGGAGCAGUGCGAGACGCAGGAGCUGGAGGCUCCAGGGGGAAUUGCGACACCGUUAGUCUAUGGUCAGCUCCUAGCUUUAUACCUGCUGUACAAUGACAUGAAUAAUGCACGGUAUCUUUGGAAAAGAAUUCCCCCUGCUAUUAAAUCUGCAAAUUCUGAACUUGGUGGGAUUUGGUCAGUGGGACAGAGAAUCUGGCAGAGAGACUUCCCAGGGAUCUAUACCACAAUCAGUGCACAUCAGUGGUCUGAGACUAUUCAACCAAUCAUGGAAGCACUAAGAGAUGCAACUAGGAGACGAGCUUUUGGAUUAGUUUCUCAGGCAUAUACUUCAAUAGUUGCCGAUGAUUUUGCAGCCUUUGUUGGACUGCCUGUAGAAGAAGCCGUGAAAGGUGUAUUGGAACAAGGCUGGCAAGCAGACUCAGCAACUCGUAUGGUAAUGCCUAAAAAGCCAGGUGCACUGGAAGCUUCCUUUAACAGGUUUAAUCCUUCUUCAGAACCUGCUCCAGUUCCACCAAUUCCUAAUGAACAGCAAUUGGCCAGACUGACUGACUAUGUGGCUUUUCUUGAAAACUGAUUGUCCCAGUCCUGAUUUCAGGACAGAAUCUGAGAAUCCUGUGUACUGGUAGUGCUGGAAGUCUAAAACUUAUUUUUAUCCUAUUUGUUCAAUGUUGCAGCAUCCCCUACUGGAAUGUGUUAAAUAUUUAUAGUGUAUAUUUUGUCCCUUUGUGUUUUUAUAAGGUCUGAAGUUGAAACUGUCCCUUAACUCCAAUGCUAUUUAUCCAUUAGGAGUGCAGAAGUAUUAUAAGUCAAGUUUUAUUCCCCUGCAACUCGCAUAAUGGGAAAGGGCAUAUCUCUCAAAGUAUACUUUAAUAAAGCAGCAGAUGUAGAAGGGAAAUGGCUCCCAACAGCAAGACAUGUUAACUGAUAGGUCUCUUGUGCUGGUCAUCUUGAUACUUCCCUUGUCGUCAGUGCAGUGCUUGCUUGAAAAUAAGACACCUGUCACAAACAGGUUAAGUAUAAAGAAGGGACAACUAUUCUACCUACAUCACAAGAUAAACCAUUGUGACCUAAGAUAAGUAGUUAUGAUCUACACAUGACCGAAAAACUAAUCUAUAGUAUCCAUUAUUUUUCUAAACAGUUCCUGUUGUUCUCAGGGGGGAAGGGGGUUAUUUAAUUGGUCAUUCUUAUAUCCUAUUGCUUACCAACUUGCGGGUCAUCGUCUUCUUCCCACAUCUGGAAAGAAUUGUUUUGUAGCACAAUGCACAGCAGAAUUAUGCGUUUGUGGUACCUAGAUAAUCAGCUUCAGAGGCAUUGAGGGAUAAAAUGCAAAUGUGUACUUUGUUUUGCAAAAGCAUUUUCAUUUUGAAAGGCUGUAAUUUUUAAGGGCAACCACAUUUAAGACUCCAAUCUGAUAUUUUGCUUUUGUAACUCUUUAAAAAAGGCCAUUAGAGCCAUGGUACUCUGUAUCCACUAUGUUAAGGGUUGGCUUUACCAGUAAUGGCUCUGCCUGUCUUGAGCUGGCUGGAUUUCUCUUGUAGUUGAGUAGAUGGCCUUAAGUAAAACCUACUUUAUGCUGCAAUGUAGUUUAUGUACUUCUUGCACCAGAGCACUGCUAUAUUAAUCCUUGAAUUCAGUAUGAACUUCAGAAGUGGAAAGGAAGCAUAUGCAUUUACUUGCCUCUGAUGCGAAUAUAAAAAUAUAAAAUGGGACUUUGGGUAAACAGUGGUGCUUUAAAGGGCAGUGUAUGCUUUUAUCCACCUCUCUCUCCCUUCACUUAGUUUUCAACAUCACGUUCAGUGGUUUGUCACAUGAAGAUGGCAGGUUCCUGUUAUCUGUAGUGACACUUUCUCCCAGUGUGCACUACCUACUGUACAUUAUUGUGUGUACAAGGGAGAGGGGUCUUAAACUGUGCACUGUUGUUUUCAGAGCCCCUUUUCUGAGUAACCAUUUCCUCUCAAAAGAUUUAUUUAUUUGAAACCCAUCCAAGCUUGGGAUCUUUAAAUACGAUGCAGAUAUUUGUGAUAUUAAAACAUGUUUACACUAA
Messenger RNA from Gavialis gangeticus (Gharial), 2150 nucleotides. It is a transcript of the gene COPS8, whose product is annotated as COP9 signalosome subunit 8. Bases 57 to 680 code for a protein of 207 amino acids. The transcript is spliced from 8 exons. Gene Ontology annotation, cellular component: COP9 signalosome. The record is from RefSeq and is a predicted model, not a curated record. Gene Ontology annotation, biological process: protein deneddylation; COP9 signalosome assembly. NCBI's taxonomy places the organism in Eukaryota, Metazoa, Chordata, Crocodylia, Gavialidae.